Falco peregrinus (peregrine falcon) is the source of this 537-nucleotide messenger RNA. RefSeq names its product COP9 signalosome subunit 9 (gene COPS9). Gene Ontology annotation, biological process: negative regulation of protein neddylation. The transcript is spliced from 3 exons. The record is from RefSeq and is a predicted model, not a curated record. Bases 90 to 263 code for a protein of 57 amino acids. Lineage: Eukaryota; Metazoa; Chordata; Aves; Falconiformes; Falconidae.
AGCGGCGCCUCGCUGGCCGGCCUCAUAGCGGAAGUAGGGGCUGCGCGCCCGGAAGUGGUGCCGCUGAGGAGGCGAGCGGAAGUGUCGCCAUGAAGCCGGCGGUGGAUGAGAUGUUCCCCGAGGGAGCUGGUCCUUACGUGGAUCUUGAUGAGGCAGGGGGAAGCACGGGGCUGCUGAUGGACCUGGCCGCCAACGAGAAAGCGGUGCACGCCGACUUCUUUAACGAUUUUGAAGAUCUCUUUGAUGAUGAUGACAUCCAGUGAACUUAGUUGUCCAGCUAUGCAGUGCUGAGAUGUGGAUUUUUCUCUAGGAUCGCCUGUGGUGCCCAUUAUUUAUUAAAAUAAUGAAAACAGGAAAAUCAUGGGGGGUGGGGGGGUGGAAACUGAAUAAGCUGCUUGGGGAAUAUGAAAACCAGAUGGUUAAAUAUAACUAAGGAGGGAAUUGUGAACUGUUAUUUCUAGGAAGCUGUGUGUAGAUUUUUCUUAAAAUUUUACUUGCUGAUGUGCUUAUCCAAUAAAAUAAAUUAAAAAAAAAAAA